This is a messenger RNA of Eufriesea mexicana, 1073 nucleotides long. RefSeq lists its product as uncharacterized. The record is from RefSeq and is a predicted model, not a curated record. Lineage: Eukaryota; Metazoa; Arthropoda; Insecta; Hymenoptera; Apidae. The coding region runs from base 69 to 1073 and encodes 334 amino acids. The transcript has 3 exons.
AAUUUCUGAUGUAAAACAUACGGGCGGAGGGACGAUUUUCGUCCACAAAAAAAGAAUCUGUUUUCGCCAUGGCGUACUUCCGGACCAAAUUCCAAAUUCCCAGUGUAACAUCUCUAAAGGAAAACGGUCACUAUCAAUCAAUAGUGUUCAGGAGUCCCUCGAUAAUACAGUCGAUAUUGACAAGAAAUAGCAGGUGUUUUUGGUCCCGGAAGUCGGACGAUCAACCAAUCGAACAUGGCGUCGGUAACUGCGGGGAACCCUUACCGCCUUGUAUGGAUCUCGUCAGCAAGGGUUGUUCGUCGAAGUGUCUCGAUUCAGAAAAACCCCGGAAGGGAUGGAGAUAUAGAUUCUUCAGCAUUAGAAAACAGUCAGUUGCGAAGGAAAAGCCAAGCAAUUGUAAGAAAAUGGAAAAAGUAGAGGAAAAGUUGACCUGGUGGGCGAAGAUCUUUGGCCCAGAUCCUAGGAGAUCUUCGCCCGAUCCGUGUACUUGUAAAUUGGCACAUAGGACAAGAAAAACAAUGAGAGAACAUGAUCCUAGACUAUGUCAUGAUCCACGAUAUCAGCAGACUAAGGGAGACGUGCUUUUAUAUACGGAAAUGAUAAAAAUGUCUAAGGCGCCUUGCUUGGAACCGCAACCGAAACCUCCACCAGGAUACAAAGUCCCUAAAGCGGUAUUUUUCAGGAAACUAAACAGUAAUUGUGAUAUGAUGCUGCUUAAUCGUAUGGUUGAUGAUCAUGAAAUGUGUGAAGUUAAAAAAGAUACGCAAUUAGAGGCGACGUAUAGAAUUCCAUAUGAAGAAUUGAGACCACCGGAAAAAAGGAGAAAAUCGUUUAGUUGUAAAUCAGGAGUUCAAUCCAAAGAUGUUCUUCCACCAAUGAAUUCGAAAUUAAACUCUCGUGAAUUUCUUCAGCAUCGAUAUAUCCAUAAACCAAAUUCAAAACUUCUUAAACAUUCUCAAAUACAUAAAAACGAAUUAUGCGAAGACAAAAGCAGUUUCAAUCAGAUGGAACAAAAACGAUCCAGAAUAGAGCAAUUGAAAAUUCUUAUUAAACAAAAAGACACGACUCAUUGA